Morone saxatilis (striped sea-bass) is the source of this 1953-nucleotide messenger RNA. RefSeq names its product tubulin beta-2A chain-like. NCBI's taxonomy places the organism in Eukaryota, Metazoa, Chordata, Actinopteri, Moronidae. The coding region runs from base 208 to 1578 and encodes 456 amino acids. The transcript has 5 exons. The record is from RefSeq and is a predicted model, not a curated record. Gene Ontology annotation, biological process: mitotic cell cycle; microtubule cytoskeleton organization. Gene Ontology annotation, cellular component: cytoplasm; microtubule. Gene Ontology annotation, molecular function: GTPase activity; structural constituent of cytoskeleton; GTP binding.
CGCUCCUAUUGGCUGACAGGGAUGCUGGGAUGCUGCGCUGUGUGAAACGUCAUCUGACCAGCAGCACGUUUAUCUAUCUCGCCGGCUCAACACCCGUCCUAGAAAUGAGGCAAGUGCUGAUUUAGAGAAACACAGCAGCAAGAGACUGAAGACUGGACGCUGGUGAAAUCGAGACAGGACACUCUCUGCCCGCAUCCGCAGCGCAUCAUGAGGGAAAUCGUUCAUAUCCAGGCUGGACAAUGUGGAAAUCAGAUCGGGGCGAAGUUCUGGGAGGUGAUAAGUGAUGAGCAUGGCAUCGAUCCCACUGGUAGUUACCAAGGUGACAGUGACCUGCAGCUUGAGAGGAUAAAUGUCUACUACAAUGAGGCAUCAGGGAGUACAGGCAGCAAAUAUGUCCCCCGUGCUAUUCUGGUCGACCUGGAGCCAGGAACCAUGGAUUCAGUUCGCUCCGGCCCAUUUGGACAGCUAUUCAGGCCUGACAACUUUGUCUUUGGUCAAAGUGGAGCAGGAAAUAACUGGGCCAAGGGUCACUACACCGAGGGAGCUGAGCUGGUGGACUCUGUCCUGGACGUGGUGAGGAAGGAGUCUGAGAACUGCGACUGCCUCCAGGGCUUUCAGCUCACCCACUCACUGGGUGGGGGCACAGGUUCAGGAAUGGGUACACUGCUCAUCAGCAAGAUCCGUGAGGAGUACCCUGACCGUAUCAUGAACACCUUCAGUGUCAUGCCUUCUCCAAAGGUGUCUGACACUGUGGUGGAGCCCUACAACGCCACUCUGUCUGUCCACCAGCUAGUGGAAAACACAGAUGAGACCUUCAGCAUUGACAAUGAGGCCCUGUAUGAUAUUUGCUUCCGCACCCUGAAGCUGACCACACCUACCUACGGAGACCUCAACCACCUGGUAUCAGCCACCAUGAGCGGGGUAACAACCUGUCUCCGCUUCCCUGGCCAACUCAAUGCUGACCUCCGUAAGCUGGCCGUCAACAUGGUGCCCUUCCCCCGCUUGCAUUUCUUCAUGCCAGGCUUUGCGCCCCUCACAAGCAGGGGCAGUCAGCAGUACCGUGCCCUCUCUGUGCCAGAGCUCACACAGCAAAUGUUCGAUGCCAAGAACAUGAUGGCAGCCUGUGACCCUCGUCAUGGACGCUACCUCACUGUUGCAGCCAUCUUCCGUGGCCGUAUGUCAAUGAAGGAAGUGGAUGAGCAGAUGUUGAGUGUGCAGAACAAGAACAGCAGCUACUUUGUUGAAUGGAUUCCCAACAAUGUCAAGACAGCCGUUUGCGACAUCCCUCCCCGUGGCCUCAAGAUGUCCGCCACCUUCAUUGGUAACAGCACGGCCAUCCAGGAGCUGUUCAGGAGGAUCUCAGAGCAGUUCACAGCCAUGUUCCGCCGCAAGGCCUUCCUCCACUGGUACACUGGAGAGGGAAUGGAUGAGAUGGAGUUCACUGAGGCCGAGAGCAACAUGAAUGACCUGGUGUCUGAAUAUCAGCAGUACCAGGAUGCCACUGCUGAUGAGAUAGGUGAAUAUGAAGAAGAUGAAAUAGAGGAUGAGGAAGAAGUCCGCCAAGAUGUUCGCCACUGAUUGUAAAACACUGACAUGACACUCUGAUUGACCCAGUCCCUCAAAAUAUUAAUCGUUGUUGGACAAGUGCAGUGAGAUCAUAAGAAGUAUGCUAGAGAUGCAAUGUUCAACUAAAUAUUGCAGUGUGUACAUCAUGAUGAAAUAUAUCUGUUUAGCCAAAAUUAUUGCAUAUAGAUAAGGCUUCUACUGACAAAGAUCAUGAAUGGUGUUAGAACCUCAAAAUAUGCAAGUACCAUAGUAAUUGUUUUUUCCAAGUCAUGCUUUGCCACUAUCAAAAACAAGUGCAGUCUUGUCCUAAAUACAGUUUUGUAACAUUUACUUCAACAUGCAUUCACUGUCUCAAGUCUCAAAUAAAAACUCCAGUCCUGUCAAUAA